Monascus purpureus is the source of this 735-nucleotide messenger RNA. Lineage: Eukaryota; Fungi; Ascomycota; Eurotiomycetes; Eurotiales; Aspergillaceae. The record is from the annotation of a GenBank genome assembly.
AUGUCCAUGGCGUGGUACUGCUCUGGCUCAUCUAACACAGAGUUGAUCGAGAACCUGUUUAAAGCAGGCCUCAUCAAGAAUGAACGGGUGAAAGAUGCCAUGUUGCGGGUCGACCGGGCUCACUAUGCCCCUUCAAGUCCCUACCAGGACUCGCCGCAGCCUAUCGGUUACGGUGCCACAAUUUCAGCUCCGCACAUGCACGGCCAUGCGUGUGAGUACCUCGUUGACUUUCUCAAACCAGGUUCACGGGUGCUUGAUAUUGGGUCGGGCUCCGGAUACCUAACACAUGUCCUCACUAAUCUUAUCACGGACCCAUCGUCUGUUGGGGGUACCGACGGCCAAGUAAUCGGAAUUGACCAUAUACAAGAAUUAGUCGAAAUUGCCCACAAAAACAUGAGCAAGUCAGAAGAUGGCCGCCAGUACCUGGAAUCAGGAAGAGUGAAAUUCAUCACAGCUGACGGCCGACUGGGAUGGAAGGAGGGAGCGCCAUAUGACGUAAUCCAUGUUGGAGCGGCAGCCGAGCAACUUCACUCGGUACUUAUAGAACAACUUCGUACUCCAGGGCGCAUGUUCAUUCCAGUGGAGACAGAGAACAAUGGGAGCCUUGCAGGAAGGCUUGGACUCGGUGGUGGGCAGUAUAUUUGGGUGGUGGAUAAGAAGGCGGACGGGUCUGUGCACAAAGAGAAAGUCUUCCAGGUCAGCUAUGUGCCCCUUACAGAUGCACCGCAAAAGUGA